UCCACUCCACCCCCUCUCUCUCUGGCUGCCCGGACUCCCUCAGCUGUUGUCAGUUACCCGUGUGCAGAGCAGUGUGGACAGGGCUAGGCUGAGCUGGCUACGCUGAGGACAUAUAGUGGAUCUGUGUAGUCAGUCUCUGUGGACUUCAUGAGGAGCGUCUUGGUGGAUUAGGAGCUGGACCACACUGGAAAUGUAUUUCUCUACUAACUAAAGGCAUUUUCAGGUCAGGUCAGGAGAGGAAGACAUAUAGAGGGUUAACACUGGAGCAGUUCUGGAGCAGAGACACAUGUCAAGACUGAUCUCCUCCUCAGUAUCCCAGGGAUCCGUGCGGUGAGACUGCCCCUGUCUCGGACCUGCAGCACCGGGAUGUGAGUCGGCUGUCUGUCUUGCUUAGCUUGGUUCAGUCUGGCUAAUUUCUCUUUGGCUCACUUAGACUGGCUCUCAAUGACACUGACCCAACUCCUGCUCCGUUUUUAGGUUCUCUGUCUCCGGAACCCCUGACCUCUAACCCCCGAACCUAGGACAGGCUCAGGUCCAGUUUUGAGAAUUACUGGACUGAAAAGACUUUUGUUUGGCAGUGUUACACAACCUUGGGAUUUUUAUUUUCUGGAAACUCUACCCCUGAUCUGGGACUGCUAAGACGUGUUCUGUGUUCUGGUGGACUGGUGCUCCAGGGGUCUGUCUGGCUUGUCUCUCCCAGGGAUCAUGGCCUCUCUCUGGGGCACAGUGGUGCUGCUGUGUGGGGUGGUUCUCUCUGCAUCCCAGCAAACCAAAAGCAAUGUUCCCCGUCUAAAACUCUCUUAUAAAGAGAUGUUAGAGUCUAAUAACUUGGUGACGUUUGAGGGACUCCCGAAUAGCUCUGCUUACUACACCUUCCUACUGGACGAGGAGAAGGGCCGCCUGGUGGUUGGUGCCAAAGACCAUAUCUUCUCCUUUAACCUGGUCAACAUCAGCAGAGACCUGGAUCAGAUCCCGUGGCUGGCCUCCACCUCCAGAAUAGAUGAGUGUAAAUGGGCUGGAAAGGACCUUGUGAGGGAAUGUGCUAACUUCAUCAAGGUGUUGCAGCCAUUUAAUCAGACCCAUCUGUAUGCCUGUGGAACGGGAGCCUUCCAUCCUGUCUGUGCCUACCUGGAGGUUGGGAGGAAAACAGAGGAUAGUGUGUUCAGGCUGGAGUCCCAGAUAGAGAAUGGUCGAGGGAAGAGCCCUUACGACCCCAAGCUGCUCACAGCGUCCCUGCUCAUCGAUGGUGAGCUGUAUUCUGGGACAUCAGCUGACUUCAUGGGGCGGGACUUUGCCAUCUUCCGUACGUUGGGACAGCAUCACCCAAUCAGAACAGAGCAACACGACUCCCGCUGGCUGAAUGACCCCAGGUUUGUGAGUGUUCAUGUGAUCCCAGAGAGUGACAACCCAGAGGAUGACAAGGUAUACCUGUUCUUCAGAGAGAACGCUAUGGACGGGGAACAUUCAGGGAAGGCAACCCUCGCACGCAUCGGACAGCUCUGCAAGAAUGAUUUCGGAGGCCACAGGAGUUUAGUGAAUAAAUGGACCACCUUCCUGAAGGCCAGGCUGCUCUGUUCUGUACCAGGACUUAAUGGCAUAGACACGCACUUCGAUGAACUACAGGACGUGUUUCUGAUAAGCUCAAAGGAUCUUAAGAACCCCCUCAUCUACGCAGUGUUUACUACAUCCAGUAACAUUUUCAAGGGUUCAGCAGUGUGCCUGUACAGCAUGGCAGACAUCAGAAGGGUGUUUCUGGGUCCCUACGCCCACAGAGACGGCCCCACCUACCAGUGGGUUCCAUUUCAGGGACGGGUACCAUAUCCACGGCCUGGCACGUGCCCCAGCCAGACCUUCGGAGGUUUCGGCUCGACAAAGGAUUUGCCUGAUGACGUCAUAACAUUUGCCAGAGGUCACCCGGCGAUGUUUAACCCUGUCUACCCCAUCAACAACCGACCAAUCAUAAUCAAGACCGACACGGACUACCAGUUCACACAGAUAGUGGUCGACAGAGUGGAGGCAGAGGACGGACAGUACGACGUUAUGUUCAUAGGCACAGAUAUGGGUACCGUGCUGAAGGUGGUGUCAGUCCCCAGAGGUUCAUGGCAGGACCUGGAGGAGGUUCUACUAGAGGAGAUGACAGUGUUCAGGGAGCCAACUGCUAUUAUGGCGAUGGAGCUGUCUACGAAACAGUUGUACCUGGGCUCAGAGCUGGGUGUAUCCCAGAUGCCUUUACAUCGCUGUGAGGUGUAUGGGAAGGCCUGUGCCGAGUGUUGUUUGGCCAGAGACCCUUACUGCGCCUGGGAUGGGACAGAGUGCUCACGAUACUUCCCCAUGGCCAAGAGGAGGACAAGGAGGCAGGACAUCAGGAAUGGAGACCCUCUAACCCAGUGUUCAGACCUGCAGCAUCAUGAUGACCUGAAUGGUCAGGCCACGGUACUGGAUAAGACGGUGUAUGGAGUGGAGAACAGCACUACGUUCCUGGAGUGUAGCCCCAAGUCCCAGAGAGCACUGAUCUACUGGCAGUACCUACUACCUAACGAGGAUGGAACACAAGAUAUCAAAGCAGAAGAUCGUUUUGUACGUACGGAGCAGGGUCUUUUAAUUCGCACUUUGAACAAGAAGGAUUCUGGGACGUAUGUGUGCCAGGCGGUAGAGCACGGCUUUAUGCAGACGCUCCUUAAAGUCACGCUGGAGGUCAUUGACACGGAUCGCCUCGAUGGUCUGAUUCGCCGUGACGACGAAGCCAUCACACACAUCACUGCCACGCGCGGCACCGGCCGAGACACGCCCCCGGUUCGGGAAUCACCCAAUCAGAAGCUUUGGUACCGUGACUUCCUGUCGUUAGUAAACCACCCGACCCUGAACAGCGUGGAUGAGUUCUGUGAGCAGGUGUGGAAGAGGGAGAGGAAGCAGAAGAGGCAGAAAGCACAGCAAACCCAGCAGGUCCAGCAAACUCAGCAGGUCCAGCAAACCCCGCAGGUCCAGCAAACCCAGCAGGUCCAGCAAACCCAGCAGCCACAACAGCAUCAGCAGCAGGGAUUUGUACAUGCUCACACCCAUGUGCACACCCACGGGCUGGCUGCCAAGUGGAAACACCUGCAGGAGAGGCAGAAGGGCCGAAACCGCAGGACCCAUGAACUGGAGAGAGCUCCCCGCAGUGUCUGACCUUUCCCCCCCUAAAUCCCAUGAUCCUCUCUGACCCCCAACCCACAUACCCUGUCUUCUGACCCCUUCAGAACCUCCUCUCCCACAUACAGAGAUGAAGACUCUUUCCAAACGGACUUUGUCAGAAUCUUAACUGGAAACCAGGGCAACAUGCCGCCAUGGUCGAGGGGUAGGCUGCGUGGGCACCCAUGUUUACAGUGGCACGGCACAGAGACACAGGAUGUUACGGCACACUACAUGAUACAGAACUAUUGUAUUAUCUCAGCUGGCCUCUGUGGCCCCAGCACCAUGGAGGGACAGUGUUCGCCGACAUGAGGACUGGUUAUGCUCUCUCUACUAUGGAAUAACCUAUUGAAACAUUGGCUCUGUCUCCACUCUAGUAUACCUUUUAAAUAUCACGUCUCAGCGUUGUCGUCUACAUAGUAGUUAGCUUUUCCUAACAACCACUACUUUAAAACAAGGGAUGAUAGUGUUGGAUGACGUGAUAAAGCAGGAAUGGACCUUGUGUACAUCCCAAGGACAAUAACUGUCUAUCAGUCAUGUAAAGAACAAUGCUUUGAUGUUGACUGGAUUCUAUAAAAUAUGAAGAGUCCUCAGGGGUGAGGAGAAUGCCUGAGCACUGCAAGAAACUUCACAGAGUAGCCAAGGAUUUAUAAAUAACAAUGUUAUCCUAACUUAAAGCAAACAUGUAAAUAUGCUUUCAUACAUCCUUGUACUAAAGGGAAUUGUUAGCGGUUUUCUUGUUAAAUAAUUUUAACAGGAUUUACAGAGUUUCCCCAUGAAUAAAUGUAUUUAAGUGAAGGUGAAUUUGUUUUUCCAAAAAUAGAAUAAUAAAAUAUCAAACAUGAUAAUACAAAUAAUUUUGCUAAGUGUAUAGAUCUUUCAUUAUUUUCUAUACAGUAUGUGUAAAAAAGUUAUCUUUUUUGUUCAGAGCCAUGUAUAAAUUAAUUUUAAAUUAGUAGCAGUUGACUUUAUUUUAAUUGCUUUAUUUUAUGUUCAAGUCCAACCACUGCAUCCCAGUAUAAUAAAAGUUUUGACAUAUCUCUGCAUUAACUCUGUCAAAUUUGAUUGAAUCAAUAAUGCAACCUUUAAAUUAUUUCAUUUGGAUACAAUACUUUAUUAUUUUUUUAAAUCAUCUCUUUCCAAAAUAAGCCUGUAAGUGUUGUGAUAACGAUCUACAUGUAACACGUCCAUUCUGGCAAACAGGACCAGCUAACUUUCAAAUACUUUCCACUCAUAAAAAAAAAUGCCACUGCUGUUGAACAUGCAGGCUUCUAUUACAAUAGUUAGCAUACCACUACUUCACCAUCUGUCUAUGUCCAUUUGCCCAUGUGACACAAAUGUACUACAUAGCAUAUCAUACUCUUCCAGCAAUACAUGCAUUUCGUUAUUUUCCAGGAGCAUAUAUGUUCUUUUAUGUCUCUGCCUUAUAAUCACUAUACAGUUGUCUGGUAGUAUGUACUUCAGGAGAGAGUUUAUUUGACCUGUGUUUUUAUAUACUUCAGGAGGUGUCUCUGCAGAGGUAGAGAGAGUGAAAGAGAGAGAGCCUGCAAUGUAGCUGUGAACACAACAUGAACAUUGAUGAGUGAAUCCAACAGUAUGUGUCCUACCUGUAUUACUUGCAUGUGAAUGCUAAUCUAGUGUACGGUACCUUUCGUUUUAUAAUAAUGUAUUGUUUAAUGUUGUUUGUGUGGCCUGCUCUUAGGCUCUUAUAUGUUAGCCUGUUAAUGAGAUGUAAAUACUCUAGUUUCUGUUGGAUAUAUGAAACACAGAAUUAAUUCUUGGUACUGACAUAAUGUACACUGAAGUACUGCUUAAGUGAAGUGAUGUGUUGUAUUCCACUGGCAUUCAGAGAUGCUCUGGUAUAUUUGGGCUGGAAAACAAAAAUAUAUCCACCUGUCCGUCACGCACAGUUCCACUAAUAUACAUCGCAAUGUCUUUCUAAUGAAACAAAACAGUGGAUCAUGAAUCAGUACACUUGGUAAUCUUUCCCCAGCUUCCAUGUGGAUAUAGAGACCCAGGGGGAGAGCAUGAGCUGGGCUCGAACCCGUAGUGGUAGAAGGCUCAUUGAAUAAGUGCACCUGUUGGGUGCCUGGAUAGGAUCCGUGCUCAGAUUCAUUUGACCGUACCAGGAUUUUCAUCUGAGGGAGGAUCCUCUCCCAUGUAGGAGGUUCUGGGUCUCUGUAAUGGUCAUCUCAGCCCAUUUGAACCACUGGCAGGACUGCUGACUGUAUGCAGGAGUAAUCAGCUGCUGCUGUAAGGACUGUGUUCAGUGUGAUUAUGAAUAUGAUGAUGACAAUAACGAUGAUUAUGUACGCUACUGUUCUAAUAAAACUAUCUUCCUACA
Messenger RNA from Esox lucius (northern pike), 5512 nucleotides. It is a transcript of the gene sema3ab, whose product is annotated as sema domain, immunoglobulin domain (Ig), short basic domain, secreted, (semaphorin) 3Ab. NCBI's taxonomy places the organism in Eukaryota, Metazoa, Chordata, Actinopteri, Esociformes, Esocidae. Bases 706 to 3165 code for a protein of 819 amino acids. The transcript has 17 exons. Gene Ontology annotation, molecular function: neuropilin binding; semaphorin receptor binding; chemorepellent activity. The record is from RefSeq and is a predicted model, not a curated record. Gene Ontology annotation, biological process: positive regulation of neuron migration; negative regulation of axon extension involved in axon guidance; negative chemotaxis.